This is a messenger RNA of Panonychus citri (citrus red mite), 754 nucleotides long. RefSeq lists its product as uncharacterized. The record is from RefSeq and is a predicted model, not a curated record. The coding region runs from base 295 to 606 and encodes 103 amino acids. The transcript has 3 exons. NCBI's taxonomy places the organism in Eukaryota, Metazoa, Arthropoda, Arachnida, Trombidiformes, Tetranychidae.
AUUAUGGUUUCUUAUCAAUUCUUAUUCUUUGAAUUUUCUAUCACAAUUUAUCCCAUGUUAUCAUCUAAUGAAGGUUUUCAUGAUUAUCUAUUGCAAUCAACUCUCACAGUGAUUAAAUCAACACCAGUUUAGAAUUUAAAUUGUUCCAUUAUCGUUGUAAAUUGUUCCGGUGAAAAGUUCGUAAAAAGAGUUAAUUAGUUGCUUGUCGAUUGUUUUCUCAGUUUCUUUCCGAUAAUUUGAUUAACUUUCCAUCUGAGUGAGAGAAACAAAAUUCAAUCAGUGUUUCCAAUCAUCAUGAUUAAUUUACCUUCAUCUUCAUCGGUUAAAUUGUCAACUCAAUUGUUUAUCUGUUUACUUAUUAUCUCAACAAUUACAUCGUUAAUCACCGUUACAAUGGCCAAUCCAAGUUCUCAAUUUUUUCUCAAUGGUCGAUAUGGUCGGAGGUCACUUCCGCCCGAUUCAAGUGAGAAUCAAUUUCCAGACAAGGAAACGAUAAUCAUGGAAACCGCAUUGAAAUAUAAUCUUCAUCCAAAUUGUUACAAUAAAGGUUUGAUUGGAGUGUUGAAAUGUAUUGUUGAAAGACAUCCAAAGACUGAGGAUAAUUAAGUGAAAACAAUUUGAUCAAGUUAAUUGUAACAGCUGAUUUGGAAUAUCAAUUGAGUGGACAAUCAACAAUUAAUUUAAUUCUCAGAGAAAAACAAAUCAAAUUUAACAUUGUUACCAUGUUAAAAUGAAAGAAAAUUUAAUUGAAACU